GUCAAAGUAUGUGCAGUAGAAGAAGCAGCAGCAGCCAAUAGGAGCACACCUUUCAUGUAGCGCAAAUUUUGUUGUUGACAACAACGCUGCUAAUCGUGAUUUGGUUUACUAUCUAGCUAGCUGGAAUAUAUAAAAGAACAUUUAUGAUGACCAGCAGCAAAACUAAUAUCGGUUUGAUGAUCAUGUACAAGGAUGAGUCUGUGGAUGUCCGUUACGUAGAUGAUUCCCGUUUGCACUUGUCGCCCUGUGGCUCGGAGUUCAUGUUGGAGAAAGCCCCUACACGAUCUGCACAUCCUCUUCAGUCUAAUGAGAAGGUUCGACAGAGGACCAGGUUCGCCACCAGCAGCUACAAGGACCUGAUGCUUGGUGCUUUGGAGUUCAGGAACGAGUAUGCAACACGACCUUACCUGCCUGAAGAACUCAUCUCGGACGACCACAGAAAGCAGGUCUUCAGCAUUGACCCUGAGGUGGAGUGGCCUGCAUGUUAUUCCUGUACUGCCGAGGUGGGAUUGAACCGAGAGACCGUCGUCAGUUCAGUGGAGCGGAGUGCCAGUCUGCUGCUUUCUUCCUCUGGAGAGGAGUUCUUUGUUAACUUCACCUGCAGACUUAGUCACAACCAACUCCACAGGCCUCGGAGCCGAGACCCAAAUAGGUCUGUCACUGAACACAUACAGCAAGACAACCAAACCUGUAGGCCAAAGACUCCAUCUCAACAGAGUGGUGCCUGUGCUGAGCAACAGCAAGGAGAGGUAUACCUGUCCACCAGAGUGGUACAGCACCACUCUGUCUCCUGUGUUCCUCUGGUGUGGCGUUACCCUCUGUCUCUGGCCCUUCACCUCUGGCGCGCCCAGUCCCAGCCCUCUGGAGAAAGGAACAGGGGGGAGACAGAAGAAGAGACAGCCAGGGGGAGAGACCAGACUGAGAGAGCAGUGACAAUGACAAGCACAUCUAGAGGAGAGAGGAGGUCUCACCUGCCCCAAGCCCUGCCUCUCAGAUGCCCUUCCCCUCAUCAGCACAGGUGGAAGUCCAUGUACUCUCUGGUCCAAGAUGAACAGGAGGCAGACCAAGACCUCCCUACAGAGUUGGUUAAAGUGGUGUGGUGCCAAGGGGUGCUGUACAGGAUAGUGGAUGGAGCCAUCCCAGUUGUGGAGGUUUCACCAGGGGAUGGUUCAGUCAUCAGGUCUAAUGGAGUGCUGGCCAGCUACUUCACCCACCACAGAGCUGGCCCUGGCCCUGGGGAGGUAAAGGAUGUGACGUACCACCUAAGCAACCUCCCCCCUGACACACCUGGGCAGGUCUACUCUGUGUGCUCUAUGGUGACUCGAGCCAGCAGGAUCCUGAACUGCUACAACCAAAUUAGACACUCUCUAAAGCUCCCUGCUACACAGAGCUGCUACAACCAGGUUAGACCCCUUCUAAAGCUCCCUGCUACACAGAGCUGCUACAACCAGGUUAGACCCCUUCUAAAGCUCCCUGCUACACAGAGCUGCUACAACCAGGAGACCAGUUCAGAGUCCUUUAUACAGGAAGUACACAUUUCUCAGUCUGGUUACAUUAAUACCACAGAAACAAGACAAAGCAGGCCUAACUGUGUUGCUGAAGAGCUGGAGAAGAUCAAACGCUUCAACUUUCUGUUGGAUAACAGUCAUCUUCCUAAAGCCCAGAGGGGUUCUACAGUGGUGGGCUGUGGUUCUAAAGAGCACGUGGCCCACUGUGAGCCGGUCAAUGAGAGCAUUGCGGAGGCCCUCCAGAGAACCUCCAAAACCAUCCAGGAUAUCGACAACCUCCUACUUUCUAGAGACGCCAUCAUGCAGGGCAGCGGAUCAUACAGUCCUGUGUGAUGUCGGGUUUGCUGUCAGAAAAUACUUAUUGCAAAUGAGGAACAUGUGAAGCAGAAUUAUUCAUUGGUUUCAGUAUCACUAAGUAAGCAUUGUCUAGUGGCAGUUUCAUUGCUUUUACUUACAGUUGAAGUACAGACUGCAGGAAAAAGAAAAAUAGUUUUCCAUGAUUGUGAGGCUCAGAUAUAGGUAAUGGUGUCUAACACUGUCCUCCAGCUCAGCAACAGCCUCAACCCAUGUGUGGUUAGACAUAUUGGUUAGACCAGACUGAAAGAUGAUGGUUGUGGUGUGUUGAAGCCAGGCAACAGUUUGUUGAAAAUACUUAUUGUCCAUCUUAUUGCAAUUCCUGUACUGUCUUCAUCUGAUAUCAUGAGGCGUAUUGUACAAUGACAAUCACAAGUAAUAAUGAUAAGUCAUCUGUCGUGUCCAUUUCACCUUGUCAGUGCUUUUCGAAGUGCACAGUUUAAUAAGUGCCAUGAUUCCCCAUUUUGAAUCACUCAUCAGUUCAUGGUGGUCUCACUUCAGUAGGACUGGAAAGAAUAACUCUGAAGGAAGUGGCUGGAAAUGACUAAUGUUUUGUGUUGUGCUAUACAGGAUGUGUGUCAUUUAUACUCUACAAGGUGUUGAAAGUGUUCCACAGGGAUUCUGGUACAUGUUGACUCCAAUCCACAGUUAAGUUGGCUGGAUGUCUUUUGGGUGGUGGACAUUCUUGAAAACCCCAGCAGCGUUGCAGUUCUUGACACAAACGGUGCACCUACUACCAUACCCUAUUUAAAGGGACUUAAAUAUUUUGUCUUGUCCAUUCACCCUCUGAAUGGCACACACACACAGUCCAUGUCUCAAUUGUCUCAAGGAAUAAAAAUCCUUCUUUAACCCUCCCCUUCAUCUACACUGAUUGAAGUGGGUUUAACAAGUGUCAUCAAUAAGGGAUCAUAGCUUUCAUCUGGUUCACCUGGCCAGUCUAUGUCAUGGAAGGAUGUUUUGUAUUCUUAGUGUAUGUUCAUGAAUAAAGCCAAACUGUUCAGAAUGUCUUACAGUAGAA
Messenger RNA from Oncorhynchus keta (chum salmon), 2880 nucleotides. It is a transcript of the gene c25h5orf34, whose product is annotated as chromosome 25 C5orf34 homolog. The record is from RefSeq and is a predicted model, not a curated record. The transcript is spliced from 11 exons. The coding region runs from base 144 to 1841 and encodes 565 amino acids. NCBI's taxonomy places the organism in Eukaryota, Metazoa, Chordata, Actinopteri, Salmoniformes, Salmonidae.